CAAGAUGAUCGCCCUGCAAUCUAGAUUACAUGGACUCCAUAGCGCUCAGUUGGCCACCGCAGUAGCCGCCGCCAAGAAAGCCGGUGUACCCAAGAACCUCAUCGAAAGCGCCGUCGCACGCGGGCAAGGCCGGUCCGCGACGGGGACCGCCCUCGACACCCUGACACUCGAGGUCAUCAUGCCUCCCGGCGUGGCCCUGAUCGUGGACAUCGAGACGGACAGCCGGCUGCGCAGCCUCGAGCACCUCAAGCACCUGGUCAAGACGCACAAGGGCCGCGUCGGCUCGUCGGCGGCCUUCCUCUUCACGCGCCGAGGGCGCGUCGUCUUCGAUGCGACAGCUGGCCCGAGUCCGAGUCCGAGCCCGAGCCUCGACGACGUCAUGGAGGACGCCAUCGAGGCCGGGGCCGAGGACCUCGAGACCGAUCCGGACGGGAACGUCGUGGUGUGGACGCAGCCCAGCAUGACUGCCGACGUCAUGGAACGCUUGGCCCCGCGCUUCGGCGGGCGCGUUCUGAGCUCCGAGAUUGUUUGGGACGCGAACGAGGAGACCAAGGUCAAGGUCGACUCCGCGGGCGAUGCGCAGGCCUUGGGGGAUCUGCUGGCUGCGCUGCAGGAGUCUCCUGAGGUGCAGGCUGUGUAUGCGAAUGCCGCGAAGGGGACUAUAUCUGAUGAGGAGUGGUCCUGUAUCAAAGACAGCAUAGAUUCGUAGGUCUCCACGCAUGGGUGAUAUCGAUGUGUAUCUCUUUUAUCUUAUAAAAAAACAUAUAUUCGCCUUAUGUACGGUACCUAUAGUUAGACGAGCCCGCAGCUGCCAAAUGAGCGGUGUGUCGGCAAUGUAUUCUUUUAAACC
This is a messenger RNA of Sodiomyces alkalinus F11, 850 nucleotides long. Its product is annotated as YebC-like protein. The record is from RefSeq and is a predicted model, not a curated record. NCBI's taxonomy places the organism in Eukaryota, Fungi, Ascomycota, Sordariomycetes, Glomerellales, Plectosphaerellaceae. Bases 5 to 709 code for a protein of 234 amino acids. Gene Ontology annotation, cellular component: mitochondrion. The transcript has 3 exons.